Salmo salar (Atlantic salmon) is the source of this 285-nucleotide messenger RNA. The record is from RefSeq and is a predicted model, not a curated record. NCBI's taxonomy places the organism in Eukaryota, Metazoa, Chordata, Actinopteri, Salmoniformes, Salmonidae.
GCUAGGCUGUCAGGCUGUCUAGUCACAGAGGAAGGCUGUGCUCCUCUGGUCUCAGCUCUGAAGUCAAACCCCUCACACCUGAGAGAGCUGGACCUGAAUAACAAUGACCUGAAGGAUUCAGGAGUGGAGCUGCUCUCUGCUGGCCUGGGAAAUCCCCACUGCAGACUGAAGACUCUGAGGCUGUCAGGCUGUCUAGUCACAGAGGAAGGCUGUGCUUCUCUGGUCUCAGCUCUGAAGUCAAACCCCUCACACCUGAGAGAGCUGGACAUGUUUCUUCUCACUUAG